CCAAUAAAAGCCACACUACCUCUUGUAGCACGUACAACAGCAACCGUAACUUCCUCACCCCCAUCUACCACAAAUACCCCUGCAGCAACGACUACUACAGCUGCCUUAGUUAGUACGGCUAGCCGUUCAGGAAGGGUCGGGGAUGGAACUGCAUCUACAGCAAUGAUUUCAUCUGGCAACAUCACCAGUCUUGCAACAAUUAGUAUCACAAGUAGUCAUACCCUCACAACCACCACCACUAGUCCUGACCAAAACAGUACAAUUAGCAGCAUUACCACUCAUAUUCCUGAAGACCAUAACAGUACAAUUAGCAGCAUUACUACUCAUAUUCCUGAAGAACAUAACUCUACAAUUAGCAACAUUACUACUCAUAUUCCUGAAGACCAUAACAGUACAAUUAGCAACAUUACUACUCAUAUUCCUGAAGAACAUAACUCUACAAUUAGCAACAUUACUACUCAUAUUCCUGAAGACCAAAACACUACAACUAGCAACAUUACCACUCAUAUUCCUGAAGAACAUAACUCUACAAUUAGCAACAUUACCACUCAUAUUCCUGAAGACCAAAACACUACAACUAGCAACAUUACCACUCAUAUUCCUGAAGAACAUAACUCUACAAUUAGCAACAUUACCACUCAUAUUCCUGAAGACCAUAACAAUACAAUUAGCAGUAUUACCACUCAUAUUCCUGAAGAACAUAACACUACAAUUAGCAACAUAACCACCCCUGCUCCUGAAGACCACAACAUUACAAUUAGCAACAUAACCAGCCCUAGUCCUGGGGACCAUAACAUAGCAAUUAGCAACGUAAGCACCCAUAUUCCUGGAGACCAUAACCAUACAAUUAGCAACACAACCACCCCUAUUACCCCUAAAAAUCCUCCCCAGACCAGUAGCACGACAGUCUUCCGUAAAACCUCUCCAUUAACAACUACCUCGGGCCAAUCUAACCCCCCAGUUGCCCCUACUGAGAGAGCAACAAGCAGGCAUCAGGCUGCCACGGGCCAAACGACCAGUCAUAAGAACACAGAGAAUACGGAGGCGACACAUAAGACCACAGAGAAUGCUGCAGCUGUAGUUGCUGUGGGCGGAGAGGGAGUCCCAGAAUGGGGGAUCACUCUAUUGAUACUGGCUGCCCUGACCUUGUUAAUCCUCCUUAUUCUCCUAAUACUGCUGCUAGUGUGGUUGUGCUGUCGGCAGAGAUAUGGAAGUUUCAGCCCAUAUAACCAGAUCAACCACGGGGCAGACAUCCAAAUGUACUCCACACACAGCCGCUUCGAAGUGCCCAAUGGCAAGCCUAAUGACGAAAUGGGGGGACCAUCGAAAAACCGAACAGGGAUGUAUGUGGUGAACGAGUACUGACACACAGAAGCUCCAGUCAAUUGGGUAGGAAGACCAUCUGAAAUGGCCUUAUGAAGUAAUAUGCACGGGAGCAAUGACAAUUCUGUACAAAUGGUCCAAUUAUCUCUGAAGUAUCUGAAUGAAGAUCAUGGCGUUGGCUUACUGAUUGUAAUUUCAACCUGUAAUAUUCAAAUCAAAUCACAUUUAUUUAUGAAGCCCUUUUUACAUCAGCUGAUGUCACAAAGUGCUAUACAGAAACCCAGCCUAAAACCCCAAACAGCAAGCAAUGCAGAUGUUCUAAUGUUAUUUUAUUCCUAAUGUUUUUACCAGUGGAGGCUGCUGAGGGGAGGACAGCUCAUAAUAAUAGCCGGAAUGGAGUCAAUGGAAUGGUAUCAAAGACAUCAAACACGUGGUUUCCAUGUGGUUGUUACCAUUCCAUUGACUCCAUUUGUAUUUCGUAUUAUUCUGUACGUAAAUCCGAGGCACUCCAUUUAGUAUAUGUUACUCCUCCCCGACCAACCUCCCUACUUUAGUUUCUGUUUAAAGUAACCAGGCCAUUGAAAGGUAUCAUAUGUCUUGACGUGCUCCGAAAUACAUCAAUUAUGUUUCUAAUAGCUCUGAGGCCAGGCUGGCCAUUUUGGCUUCCUUGUGGUAAUGGGUUGAGUUAUAUUUUCCGUCUUUACUGAAGGCAAGCUUAACCUUUGUAAAAAAGAAAGCUGAUCCUAGAUCAGUAAAUGGGGUCAAAAUAUGUAUCCUGCAAUUAACAUUUAAGAAGAAUGAGUAAGGGUGCCACUAAGGACAAUACCCUAUCAGGUACAGUUAACAAGAAGUUAAUUGUUUUCAAAGACUGUAAAUCAAACCUUUUUACUUGGGCUGAGAGAUCCAGAUCUAAUUCCAUUCCGCAUGUAAGACAUGUUUUGAGAUAGGAAACUAGCAUGCCAAGAAGUUAACUAUUCCACAAACCCAACCCAGUGAGUAAAACACCAAUGUUAUGUAUAUUUGACAAUCUGAUUAAAUACAUCCACCAUUAUUAAAAAAAUCUGUGAGAUGUAACUAUCUGUAAACAUUUGAAGUCACCGUGCAUUGGAGCUUUAAACUUUGCAUGAAAAAAAUCCAAAUAAUUUUGGGAUUAAAUAUUGUAAAUAAUAAAUCAAGUUUGUUAGAUUGUUAUGGGCAGAAGUGGUUUGGAUGCAUUCAUGGUUUGUAAAAGAGUUGGAUGAUUCUGUUCAUCAGGGGAACUGAAGCUAGGGCAGAACAGACAUGCCUCUGUUUGUAUCUAAGCCUGCCCUCAUCCCCUGGCUUUUCUUUCUUUUAUUCUUUGUGUGAAAGGAACAAGUAAAUAGAUAUCUAGAUAACGUGCUUUACAGUUAGGCUGGGUGUGGCGGUGUGAUAAAGAAUAAGGUACUGUAUUAAAUUACGAAAUUAGUCAGACUCCAUAAAAUGUAUUUACUCAAACUUUGUCCAUUAUAUGCAAGUCAGCGUGUAUUAAAAGGGCAACACCUCUUUCUGCUAUUUUGGCCAAUGGGCUAGGUUUAACAUAAAAAGUUGACAUAUGGGUGUCCUGGUAACAGAUACAUAACAUUCAUGAUAAUCAGCUACCAAGUGACAUUGAGAAUUGAAGACUUACAUUUUUCAAGGUGUGCAGUACAAACCGCAUUCUUAUCCAAAAUGCAUGAGGUGUAUGUCCCUUCCUCUCCAUAUCCCCUAACUGUAUAUAUGUAUUAGAUAUGCCUUUCUACAGUUGCAUUGUAUAUUUUUCCAGGGAAACGUCACAGUGGUUGCUGUUAGUAAUACUGUUCAGCAGGAAGAUCAAUCAAUCAGAGAUAAACUUUCAACCAAAACAAAUAAGAUCACAAAAUCAGACAAGUGACACACUAUGAAGAUAAGACAAUCUAGAAAAUAUAACAUACAGUAAUAUCAUGACAUCACCAAUACAGACAAUACACUGGCAAGGAAAUGUGGCAUCAAGACUUGAUUAUACCUUGAAUGCCCUGCCACAUACUUGCCCACUGGAAUGCCCAGUGCCCACUGCUAUUGGCACAGAGGGUGUGGUGCUCCUAAUACUGACAACAGGUCCGAUUACCUCUGCAUGGUAAAAGCCAGGACAGUUCGGGAAAAAUGGGAUAGUUCAGAAUCUGAUGAAGAUUAUGCUCCCAACUCUUUCCAUCUAAAUGUUAUUCCUAGUGACAUUAAAAUGUAAUGACUUAUGAUGAAUUGGAGAAAACAAAAAACCUUCCCAUUUUUUUACUGUGAAUUCUGACUGGUUGAUGUUGUGAAUUGUGUCCCUAAUUUAACGCACCAAUUGUAGUCACUUAGUUAAUUAGUUACUGUAGAAAACUGUUAUAAAACUUCUUUACAUUUCAUUACUACACCCCACC
Messenger RNA from Salvelinus fontinalis (brook trout), 3722 nucleotides. RefSeq lists its product as uncharacterized. Bases 163 to 1365 code for a protein of 400 amino acids. Lineage: Eukaryota; Metazoa; Chordata; Actinopteri; Salmoniformes; Salmonidae. The transcript is spliced from 4 exons. The record is from RefSeq and is a predicted model, not a curated record.